This is a messenger RNA of Cotesia congregata, 1231 nucleotides long. NCBI's taxonomy places the organism in Eukaryota, Metazoa, Arthropoda, Insecta, Hymenoptera, Braconidae. The record is from the annotation of a GenBank genome assembly.
GUUUAUUAUUUUCGGUCAAUCGUUCACUGGUUAUUAACAUACGUCAUACUUAUUACGUCUUUUCGCGUUAUAUUAAUAUUUUGUGUCUUUGCAUCAGACGUUUUUGUAUUUUAAUAUUGAUAUAUAUUUAGUAAAAACAAAUCGUAAAUAUCAACGAAAAUAAACAAUGGAGACUGCACAAAGAUCAGAACAGCAUGAUGAAUGGAAAAAUAGAUCUUUUUUGGGACCAUUACCACAAAGUUUUUUACGACUAGAAGACACAUUGAAUCCUCAGCAUCAACAAGAAGCCGCUGAUAGACAAGCUGCAUUAGCUUUGCAACAAUUACAAGGCGGUGUUGUACCAACAAUGGAUCCAAGAGUUGGAAGACUUAGUAUUACUAUCGUACAGGCGAAAUUAGUCAAAAAUUAUGGAAUGACAAGAAUGGAUCCUUAUGUACGUUUAAGAGUUGGCCAUUCAAUUUACGAAACCCAAACUGCGUCUAACGGAGGAAAAAAUCCACAUUGGAAUAAAGUUAUACAAUGUUGGAUACCUCCUGGAGUAAAUCAAAUUUACGUUGAAAUUUAUGACGAGUGCUCGUUUACAAUGGACGAAUUAAUUGCCUGGGGACAUAUUGAAAUACCUGCAUCUGUGUUACAACGUGGAGAGACACACGAAGAUUGGUAUAUGUUAAGCGGUAAACAAGGUGAUAAUCAAGAGGGCAUGAUUAAUCUUGUCUUCAGCUAUUCGAAUAAAGCAGGUCCUUAUAUAAAUGGACCUCCAGUAGUUAUGGUACCAUCAGCAACGUCUAAUUUAAUGUUUGGAAUGCCUGGAUACGCUCCAGUUAAUGUUUAUACUGCACCACCAGCUGCUCCUGUUGCACCUAUUCCAAGUUCAUUACCACAAGCUGAAGAAGAACUUAAACAGAUUGCCGAAAUGUUUCCAAAUAUGGACAAAGAAGUAAUAAAAUCAUUCUACGACGCCAACAAUGGAAAAAAAGACGUAAUUAUUAACUCAUUGCUACAAAUGACAGAGUAAUUUUAAUUAUCAUUUCAUAUCGGCCAAAAAAAAAAUAUAUUUAUACUUAAUUAAAUUAAAUUAAAUUAAUAUUUGUUUUUCCGCAAAAUAAAUAUUCAAUGCCAUUGUUUUAUUAAUAAUAUAAUUAUAUAAUUAUAUACGUAAAAAUGAGAUGUAAUAUAUUAUGAUUAUGUAUGUGUAAAUUACUCUGUAAUAUCUUUUCACCAAGUAUUAUAG